Molecule: messenger RNA, 888 nt
Organism: Vicia faba (fava bean)
Lineage: Eukaryota; Viridiplantae; Streptophyta; Magnoliopsida; Fabales; Fabaceae
Source: the annotation of a GenBank genome assembly
AUGUUUUCUUUUGUUUCAUGUGCAGAGACAGAUGAAAUUGAGGAUAAUCUAUAUUACUUUAGUGAUGUGAUCUCUGCGGGAAUUCCUGAUGUUGAAAGGUUAAUAACAGACAGCAUUCUGACGCUUCUGAUUUUUCCAGUACUUCUUCCUUCAAUAAGGAUAGUGGCUGCUAAUCAUGUUGACCAGGAUAUACAAAGUGAUGUUGUCACUUCUCUCUACUUACUUUGUUGCAUCUUGAGGAUAGUCAAGAUCAAAGAUUUGGCAAAUACAAUAGUUGCUGCACUUUAUUACCCCUUAGAGUCCCUUACAAAAUGUUUUUGGGGUCAAGUCAAUGGAAUGGUACCUGAUAAUGGUUUUACUUCUGAAGGCGACGGGAUAGAUAAUAAUAAUAAUAAUCUUACCAAGAAUAAUAAAAAAGGCUUGGUAGUCAAUGUUCCAUGCUCACCUAGUUCUUCAGGUUUUCAUCCACAGAGUAUCACCAUGCUAAAUAAUGGUAGCAGUUCGAAUGUCGCUUUGAGGUACUUAGCUGAUCAGUUAACAAAAGUUCAAAUAGUUAAUGAGGUUAGUAAGGAUUUUGUUAUUGAGGCACUGAGAUCAAUUGCGGAGUUGAUAACAUAUGGUGACCAACACGACCCAAGCUUUUUUGAAUUUUUCAUGGAAAAUCAAGUUGUGGGGGAUUUUGUACGUGUUCUAAAACUUAGCAGGACUAUUAGUAUUCCACUUCAGUUGCUACAAACUGUUAGCAUUAUGAUCCAAAACCUUCAAAGUGAACAUGCUAUAUACUAUAUGCUUAGUAAUGAACAUAUGAACUUCCUAAUUACAUACUCAUUUGAUUUCCGCAAUGAAGAGCUAUUGUCAUAUUACAUAUCAUUUUUAAGUCAUCAUUGA